This is a messenger RNA of Schistocerca serialis cubense, 1266 nucleotides long. Its product is annotated as mucin-2-like. The record is from RefSeq and is a predicted model, not a curated record. The transcript has 3 exons. Lineage: Eukaryota; Metazoa; Arthropoda; Insecta; Orthoptera; Acrididae. Bases 109 to 1266 code for a protein of 385 amino acids.
CGAUUGCUUCGGGUCGGCACACAAUGCUCGGUCAGUAAUGUGACGUAAUGAACGUAUUAGUGUUACGUCUUUCGAAGAAAUGUGACGGUUUUAUCUACAGACGCCGACAUGAGGGGGCUGGUGGCACUCCUGCUGCUACUGGUUGGCGGCUUGAUGGACGCGGUGGCCCUGCCCGCCAGACCUCCAGCGUCCGACACUCACCAGCUGCUGCCGCCGGCACUUCAUGGGAGACAUCACCAGGAGGCCUCCAACAGCCCACUUUUGCCGAAGAGUCGACGUACUUCCGAGCUGAUCGAGACGAUGGUGUUGAUGGCGGCAACAGCAGAGCAUGCAGAUAUAAAUCAGAGACCAGCAGAGAAGUUGGCGACUCCUGGAGACGUGUCGAGAACAUAUAUGGCCACAAUAGAACCGACGCAAGAUAAUAGAGUUACAAUACACACAACACCACUGGAGACGGAAGCGCCUACGGAUACGACAGAAGAGCCUAUAGGUACAUCUGACACAACGGCUACUGAAGAUACAUCGGAAAUAAGUACGACGGGACUGACGACUGAUGAGACAACAAUACUGGAUUCGACAACGGCGGAAGAUACAACAUGGACGGUAGAUACGACAAUCACAACACUAAUACCAACGACAACUGGUCUUCCAUCGGAGUCUACGACAAAAGUGACGACGACGACGGCGACGGCAACACCGGCAACAACAACAACAACAACAACACAACACCCAUCUUCGGCACCACCACCAGAAUCUACAUCGACAACAACCACAACCACAACAACGCAGUACCCAACUACAGUCCCACCGCCGGAGCCUACAUCCACAACAACAACAGAGCAUCCGCCCACUGCACCACCACCAGAAUCUACAUCGACAACGACAACGACAACCACAACAACGCAGCACCCAUCUACAGUCCUACCGCCGGAGUCUACAUCCACAACAACAACAACAACAACAGAGCAUCCGCCCACUGCACCACCACCAGAAUCUACAUCGACAACGACAACCACAACAACGCAGCACCCAUCUACAGCCCUACCGCCGGAGUCUACAUCCACAACAACAACAACAACAACAGAGCAUCCGCCCAUUACACCACCACCAGAGUCUACAUCCGCAGCAGCCACGACGACCACGACGACGGCGCAUCCGCUGCCGCCAGUGGACUCCACAACGUCGACCUCGACCAUGACUACGACCACUGCCAGAGUUCUUCUUGUGUCACAAACCAUACAGGCGACUCCAGUUCAUUCAGUGUAA